AGAGAUGAACGAAACGUGUUUUUGUUUUUGAUCAGUCAGUGGCACGCGCUCAACAUUUUUGGUGAAUGGAACGAAAAUUUGUUUAAACUUAAUUGCAAACUUUACAGACAAUAUUAUUUCGGAACGUUCCUAAAAAGUUCAUUUGCUUCGUAACUGUGAACAGAACAUGCGCGGAAGUGUUAUCUUUCAGCAGAACCGAGCCCUGGGUUACGUGAGCAAUCACGUACCGGCCAACGUGCGAUUCAUUGACAAACGCAAUGAGAAUGUUAUUACGACCUGCGUUGGGAACUCGUUCCAUGUUUACGGGGCCAACAGUUUCCGUUUGAUCCGAGUUGGAGGGCUACACCCGGAGGACAUAACUUGCCUGGCGGCGGACGGAUUCUUAACCUAUGCUGCUAGCGGGAACGUGAUUUACGGUUGGAGGUCAAGUACCCAGCUGCGCAAAACCUAUCGGGGCCACACGAAGAAAGUGCACCUGCUGUUGGCCUUUGGAAAACAUUUGCUGUCGGUCGACGAGACCAGCUUGUUGAAGAUUUGGCAUGUUGGAACAGAGGAAGUGUAUUUGGAAAUUCUGUUCAAUAAUGAGCAGUUCGAAAUUUCGGCUUUAAUGCACCCGGCUUCAUACAAGAACAAAAUUCUGCUGGGAAGCAGUCAGGGUGGUCUGCAGCUUUGGAAUAUAAAAAGUUCCAAAUUGGUUCAUACAUUCGAAGGGUUCGACAGUAAGGUGAUGGUUCUAUCGCAGGCACCAGCUAUAGACGUGGUAGCGGUUGGCCUGCAGAAUGGCAGGAUCGUAGUAAUGAACAUAAAAUAUGAGGAGACUAUCAUGGAAUUAACGCAGGACUGGGGACCUGUUACAGGAAUCACAUUCCGCACGGAUGGACACCCUAUUAUGGCAACGGCUAGUACAAAUGGACAAAUAACGUUCUGGAAUUUGGAAGAGCAGGUGAUUGUGUCAACUUUGCAAGCGCAUGACGAUUCAAUUACCACGCUUCAGUGCUUUCCUGACGAACCAUUGCUGUUGACAACCUCUCCUGAUAACUCUAUGAAGCUUUGGAUAUUCGAUUUACCAGACGGUGGGGCUCGCCUGUUGAGAAUUCGGGAAGGCCAUGCUGCUCCUCCAACUUAUAUUCGCUACCACGGUUCCUCCGGUCGAAAUAUUCUGUCGGCAGGGGAGGAUUCCUCGCUAAGAAUUUUCAGCACCGUAUCGGAGACGUUAAACAAAAGUUUGGGAAAAGCCAGUUACAAUCGUAAAGCCUCGAAGAAACACCGAAAGAAAGAUGAUCCGUUCCGAAUGCCAGCGAUUAGCUGUUUCACAUCCGAGACCACUCGUGAUAAAGAAUGGGACAGCAUUGCAGCAUCCCACAGUGGAUUGGUUCAGGUCACUACAUGGUCUUUCGACAAGUGUAGAAUGGGCGAAUUGAAAUUGGUACCGGAGGUAUUCCAUAAUAAGAAUCGCACAGAUUUUGGAGUAACCGUCAGCGCCCUUUGUUUGAGUCAUUGUGGAAACUUCGUUGUUAUUGGCUACACCAGUGGCCAUUUGGAGCGGUUCAACAUUCAAAGUGGGAUACAUCGAGCCAGUUAUGGGAAGCCACCGGCGCAUGAUGGAGUAGCGGUACGUGGAAUAGCCCUCGACAAUUUGAACCAAUUUGUGGUGUCGGGUGGAGCUGAAGGAAAACUAAAAUGGUGGAACUUCAAGCAAAAUGUUAAUAAGUCCGUCCACAGCGUACAACUGGAUGAACCGGUGUCCCUAUUUAGCACCCACCGGGAAAGUGCCAUGAUUGCGGUCGCACUAGAGGACUUCACUGUACUUAUUGUGGAUAUCGACAGUCGAGCAGUUGUAAGAAAAUUUGUUGGCCACAAAGGAUCUAUAACGGAUGCGUGUUUCUCGCCGGACAGUCGAUGGCUGUUGACGGCAAGUAGAGAUUGUUCAGUUAAAGUGUGGGACAUACCUUCGGCCUACCUAGUCGAUCACUUCCGAAUGCCUCAGAUUUGCACCUCAUUGAGUAUGUCUCCAACGGGAGAUUUCCUCGCGACGACUUAUGUGGACAACAACGGGAUUUAUCUGUGGGCGAACAAAAGCCUGUUUUCCCACAUAUCCUUCCGAGCGAUCAAAUCUGAUGCCGAAGCACCGUUGAUUAAUCUUCCAUCGACGGUUUGCGAUGAAAACGCGACAGCGCUUCUCGUGUCCGAAAAUGAAAUUGACGACUUGGAAGAUGCAAUGGAAGAUAUCAAUCUAAGCUACGAAAGUCCGCCACAGCUUUCACAAGAAUUAAUCACCAUGUCCAGUUUGGCAGCUUCGCGCUGGCAGAACCUACUCGACUUGGACAUCAUCAAGAAGCGGAAUCGACCGAGGCAAGCACCGGAAAAGCCCAAGUCGGCACCAUUCUUUCUGCCGACAGUGUCGGGUUUGGAUUUUCAAUUCGAUUUGGAAAACGCACAAAACCCAUCAACGGAAGAUACAUCGAAGAUUGUGAAGCCGAAUCAAGUCGAGCAGUUGACAAACUUUGGUAAGUUGUUGAAGGAUGCUGCGUUGAACGGCAACGAAGAAUUCAGCAAGGCGAUUGAGUUCCUCAAGAAGCUGGGUCCUUCUAUGGUAGAUUUUGAGAUUCGAAGCCUCAGUCCGCUGGACGGUGGUAGCGGAAGCGUUUCGUUAAUGUUUGCAUUUAUGCGUAUGAUCGUGGCGCUUUUGGAGAGUAACCAGGGAUUUGAGCUAGGACAAAGUUGGUUAAGUGUGUUUUUGAAGAGCCAUGGUCGUACCAUUGUUGAGAACGAGGAACUUAGGGGGCUACUGGAUGAAGUGCAACAUGCGCAGGCCAAAGGCUGGAACUUGCUGGAAGAACGAUUACUCUACGGGAUGGGAGUGGUAAGUAGUUUAAGAAAUUUCAAUGUUUGAAGAUAUUUUAUCCAAAAUAUAUGGAUGACAGAGAUUUCCACUAAAAUUCUCGA
Armigeres subalbatus is the source of this 2946-nucleotide messenger RNA. Its product is annotated as WD repeat-containing protein 36. The coding region runs from base 167 to 2893 and encodes 908 amino acids. The record is from RefSeq and is a predicted model, not a curated record. Gene Ontology annotation, molecular function: protein binding. Gene Ontology annotation, biological process: rRNA processing. The transcript is spliced from 2 exons. Lineage: Eukaryota; Metazoa; Arthropoda; Insecta; Diptera; Culicidae. Gene Ontology annotation, cellular component: small-subunit processome; Pwp2p-containing subcomplex of 90S preribosome.